AAUUGUUGUGGCGACAUCUGCGAACAAAUUGAGCUAACGUUUUCAUUCGCAUUUCAUCCGAUCCGUGUGCAGGGAGCUGGUCGCAGAGACAAGGGUGAGGAGGCUGAGGUGUCUGCAUGGAUUGCAGCAGUGUUGGGUGAGGCAGCGCCACCUGGUUUGCAGUAUGAUGACUACUUGAGGGAUGGACAAGUCUUGUGCAGACUCAUGAACACUCUCCAGCCUGGAAUCAUCAAGAAGAUCAACACUUCUGGAGCCCAGUUCAAGUUCAUGGAAAACAUCAACAACUUUCAGAAGGCACUCCUUGCUUAUGGAGUUCCAGAACUGGAUGUUUUCCAGACAACUGACCUGUUUGAGAAGAAGGACAUCCCAAUGGUGACCAAGACUCUGUAUGCACUGGGCAGAACUACUUACAAGCACCCAGAAUUCCCCGGACCCCAACUGGGGCCAAAGCCAGCUGAGGAGAACAAGCGUGAAUUCGAUGAUGAGACUCUGGCAGCUGGAAAGGCCGUCAUUGGACUGCAAGCUGGCACCAACAAAGGGGCUAGCCAGGCUGGCCAGAGCUUUGGUGCAGGACGCCACAUUAUUCUUGGCAAGUGAGAGGAAACCAUGGACAAGAUACGUGCGACAUCUACCCUCGGUUGAUGAACGCGGAUUUCGGCUGCUUGUGCUCGGUUAACUCCGCUUGCGCUUCCUUCCAGAAAAAAUACAAAACGCUAUCACAGUAUUCUUCGGUGCUAGAACUGCUACAGAAAUAAUAAUAGAUUAAAUGAUGGUAACAGUUUCAUCGUGUCGAGUUUUCCGAAGCACAAGUUGACGAUUCAAUUCACAGAAAAAUGUUUUUCAAAAUAAUCAGGACCAUCGUGUUUUGUUUUUUUCGUAUGCUGCGCUAACCCGCUGCUUUGUUGGUAAGAAAAUUUAACACAAAAAAAGGCAAUACUUUGUUUGUUCCAAGUGUUUUUCGAUUGAUGUAAAAAUUCUGGUUUGAGCUCUUAUACAGACUCAGCAGCCUCAUGGUGGGCAAAAGUUACCACUUAUUGCUUCUUUCUGAAUUCGAAGGUUUUUCGUUGCAAAUCGUAGAUGCUCUUCGAAGGGAAAUAAAAAUUCUGCUGUUGAUUUUUGAAUUGUAUCCUGAAAUAAAUGGAUCAAUAUUGACAGAAUA
Messenger RNA from Notodromas monacha, 1159 nucleotides. Lineage: Eukaryota; Metazoa; Arthropoda; Ostracoda; Podocopida; Cyprididae. The record is from the annotation of a GenBank genome assembly.